AUGCCGGCCUACAACUCCAUCUUCAAUGAGGAUCCCAACACGCCUCGCCUAGUCGGCAACUUCCCACUCCUUCCUCUCCGCACAAAGACCCGCGGUCCAGCGUACGCCCUCGCCCCGUCAUCGCUGCCGCCCAACGAGUCGCCCGACCCCGAUGACGAAAGCUACGACAUCCUCGACGAGGUGCUCGCCCUCUUCCGCGCCAACACCUUCUUCCGCAACUUUGAGAUCCAGGGCCCCGCCGACAGACUGCUGGUAUACGGCAUCUGGUUCGUGAGCGACUGUCUGAGCAAGAUCAAGCCCGGGGCGGACGCGCGGGCGGCACAGAAGGAUGUCAUGAAUCUCGCCUUGGACAACAACUUUGCCAUCCCCGGCGAUCCGGGGUGGCCGCUGAACCAGGCGAGUCAUACUUCUGCCACGGUUUUGAACGCAUAG
This is a messenger RNA of Emericellopsis cladophorae, 432 nucleotides long. RefSeq lists its product as uncharacterized. Lineage: Eukaryota; Fungi; Ascomycota; Sordariomycetes; Hypocreales; Bionectriaceae. Gene Ontology annotation, cellular component: cytoskeleton; Arp2/3 protein complex. The transcript has 2 exons. The coding region runs from base 1 to 432 and encodes 143 amino acids. Gene Ontology annotation, molecular function: actin filament binding. Gene Ontology annotation, biological process: Arp2/3 complex-mediated actin nucleation; regulation of actin filament polymerization. The record is from RefSeq and is a predicted model, not a curated record.